UUUCUUUUUUCUUUUCUUCGUAAUUUUUCAUUAGGGCCAAUUAAAACAGUUUAAAAAAAAUUCUUCUCAGAACAGAUCAUUAUAGGAUCGUCCAAUUUUAAUCGAAUGUGUCAAGUAAUGUCCUUAUUGCGUAUACUGUCUCGUCUUUCUGACGCUUUCGUAGGAACAAAGCGACGGGAUAAAAGAACUUUAUUAUACAAAGCUGCAUGUGUGGAAAGAUCGGCCGUUUCACUUUGGACAGUUUUACUUUGGCUUGAUCUCUCUCUCUCCCUCUCUCUCUCUCUCUCUCUCUCUCUCUCUCUCUCUUUCGCGCGCGCGCGCGCGCGCGCGUACACUCGGAAGAGAGAAUUUAUCGACCCGCGGUGCGUCCUGGAUUGCGCCGUCGCGCGACCAUCGUACGUCCUAUCGCUAUUCGAUUUCAAAGAAAAUUUAAUCCAGGCAUUCGCCGUUGCUCGAGCGUCGUCGAUCCUCGAGGAAGGUGCCAAAAAAAGUGAUAUCUACGCGGAUUUAUUCGUUCGUUCGUUCGUUCGUUCGUUCGUUCGUUCGUUCGCUCUAUCCGCUUAUUAUUGAUUCUCUUCGAAAUUUUAUUUGUUGUUUUUUUUUGUUUCUCUUGUUUUUUUUUGGCAAUGGUCAAAUGGCAACGCGAAGGAGAAAAGAUUUUUUCUCGUCGAUAGCAUCAUCGGGAUUUGUCUCUCGCGAAAGUGCCCUCGCUAUUUCGGAAGCAGUGAUGAUCUAAGGAGAAAAAGGGAAAAGAAAAAAUUGCAUCGCUCGAGAACUCGUCGCAUGCAAAGUCUUCUCGAGAGUCCUCUCGAAGCCAUACAUCUUGCUUUAUCGGUUUUUUUCUGUGUAUAUGAUACACAUAUACGAAUGCAUAUGUACAGGACGACGUUAUAGAAACACUAGCCCCGUUAAAAUUCGCAUAUAUGCAUACAGGACUGUCAAGAAAAAGGGAUUUAGAAAUUGAAGAACAGAUCGACAUCGGCCAAAAACGAUAUGACAAAUUUUUAUUUUUUCUUUUAUCGUCUAUGAGCCAAACAAAAAACAAGGACCUUUGUAGGCGCAACCCUUUUCAUUUUGCGAAAUAAGUAAAAAUCCUUCGUGUCGCGCAUAUAGGUAUAGGUAAACAUAGAAAAGAAAGAAAAAAAGAAAACAAAUAAAUAAAAAAAGGAAAAAUGCCAUCUAUCGCACAUACGUGUGUCGAGUCGAGCUCGCGAAGAAUCGGAAGUGGCACCUUGAGAGAGAGAGAGAGAGAGAGAGAGAGAGAGAAAUAAUAAUCGAGGAGAAAGGAAACGACGACUUUAACGAUCGAUCGUUGAAAAUUUGGCUUUUAUGGUGAUACGACCGGAGUUUCGAGCGUAAAAAAGAAAAAGAAGACAGGAAAAAGAUAAAAAGCGAAGAAAAAUAUUUUUUAAAAGCGCUUUAACAGACCGACAGGAAUUUAGAAAUAUUAUACUCGAUCGAUUUUCUCUGCCGUCCGUUUUCACAUUUUUUCAAUCUUGAAAGGACAUCGAGAUCGAUUCGAUGAACGAAAGAGAAUUCGCGGAUUGUCCUUGGUUCCUCCUAUCCAAGCAUUUUACCCCGUCUUCCUCGUCGAAUCCUCCGAAGCUUCCUUACGUAAGAGGCCGUAUCCUCUUCUUUCAAUUCCAAUUAAUCGACCGAGAAGAGGAAGGCGAAAAAAUCCUAUUCGCUCUCUCGCCUCCCUUUAACAAAAUUCAUUCAUGUUGUUCGUGAAAACGUCCUGCGUUUUUUCCUCCGUUCCUUCCUUCCUUCCUUCCUUCCUUCCUUCCUUCACGUUCGCGAGGUCCAGUUGGAACGCGCAAUUUAAAAGAAAGAAGGAGAAGGAAGGAGAAACAGCCGCUUUCUCCUUUCGCUUCCUUUCUUCUUCCUCCUCUCCUUUCUCUUUUUGUACGGCCCAUCCUUCUCCCCCAAUCUCAAUCCACCUUCGUCUUAUCGAUCGACUUCGUUCUGCGAUAGGCCCGCCGAUAAAAAUCGGAGAAAAGAACAAAGAAGAUCGCCGAGUGAAGCAGUAAGAGGAUUGCGACCAGCUUCGGGUAUCCGCAGUCGAAGAUCAAGGCCUGCGCGCUAUGCACGAACACUAAAAAGAAUUGGAUCUGAAAAUGAAGAGGAGAUAUCGCCAAUUAGGACUAUCAGAAAUAAAACUAUUCUCGGUGAGCUAACGCUAAUUCUCCAAAUGAAUAUCACCGGCGUACCACCGAUCGACAAAAUGGCCAACAUCUAUGACAAUUCGUUGGUCCGAUUCUGGCACUUUAUUUUUCACGAUCUCUCGGAUCCCCGAACACGGAAUUGGUUCCUCGUGUCUUCACCGGUGCCAGGCAUCAGUAUCCUUAUCGGUUACCACUAUUUCAUCCAUUCCUGGGGUCCUAAGUACAUGGAACAUAGGAAACCGUUCCAAAUGAAGAACAUUCUAGUCAUGUAUAAUCUCAUACAGGUCUUACUCAGCACUUGGAUCUUUAUCGAAGGACUCAACUCUGCCUGGUUAACGAAAUACAGCUUCAAAUGCGAGCCCGUAGAUUUUUCGGAAUCACCGGAUGCCCUCAGAAUCGCACGAACCGUUCACAUUUAUUUUCUCGCUAAACUGACGGAGCUUCUCGACACGGUCUUUUUCGUUUUACGAAAAAAGGAGAAGCAAGUUACGUUCCUCCACGUCUAUCAUCACACCGUGAUGCCUAUGGUCGCUUGGGGUGCAACGAAAUAUUAUCCUGGAGGUCAUGGUACCUUCAUAGGUCUCAUCAAUAGCUUCGUCCACAUCGUGAUGUACACGUACUAUUUGCUAGCCGCAUUAUUGCCUCAAUAUCAAAAGUAUUUAUGGUGGAAGAAGUACAUAACGACGUUGCAAAUGGGACAAUUCUGCCUGGCGUUCUUGCACAAUUCCCAGUUACUCCUAUACGACUGCGGUUACCCAAGGUGGUCCGUCAUUUUAACCCUUCCAAAUGCAAUAUUCUUCUAUUUCCUUUUCUCGGACUUUUACAAGAUGGCCUAUGAGCCCGAUCGAAAGAAGAAAAGUGCGACGACGGUGAACGGUAAGAUCGAGUCCAACGGUACAGCGAGAAAAAGGAAUUGCAACGAUUUCGAAGAUACGUCGAACGUUUCUUCCAUUAGGAAGAUAAAAGGAAAGGAGAAUUAAUAAUUCGUCGGAUAUUUCUUACGAUAUUUCUUACGUUAUAGGGUAUUACUAUGAAAUUUCAUAAAAUAGAAAAAAGGAAAAAAAAAAAAAAGAAAAGAAAACAAAUAGUAAGAAGAAAAAAAGAAAGAGAAAACAGCCGAGGGAAAAAGGAAGCUCUCAUUUCUUCCUGCCAAAUCGAAUUUCUUCGAAUCGAAAUGGAUUCAUUAAGGAUUAUUCAUUUUUACGCGGUCAAUCGUUUUCGAAUCGAUACGAACGAUUAAUAAACGAGAGACAAACAUUCUGCUCGGUUGACGUUAACGACCCAUUAACUUUUCAUGAUCGCGAAGAUAGAUUCCUUGUUACGAAAAAGAAUUUUUCCAACUUCUUCCUUUACUCCAAGUAUAUGCAGACGAUAUAUGUAUAUACAUAUAUAUAUAUAUAUAUAUACAUCUCCUUCGAUACAAUGUUAUCGACGGCUGCCAGAGAGAGAGAGAGAGAAAACGAUCGAGAGUAGGAAUAGAUCGGCAAUUGAUAUUUCUAAAAGCGUACGAUCGCGUAUCACACGUUAUAGAUUAAAGUUUUCUCAUGUGCCAUAACAAUCAAUGUUAAUGAAUCGUCGAAGUUCUCUUUCCAUCGUUCUCUCUUGCAUCUCGUUUCUUUUGCAUCGCGAAACGCGCUUCGUUCAAACUUUAGACUUUAUAUUCAACGAUAUAAGGAACGCGUUAGAGAUCCAAUCAUAGGCACCUUAUAUCGAUAUUAACGAAGCUCCAGAAUUAAUAUCUAUGUGCGAGAAAAUAAACACGGCUUUUGCUGAUAGAAACUUUCCCCGUCUCGCCUUCUUACGUCAUAUCCGUUUUUUUCUUCCUUUUCAUUUUUUUUUUUUUUUUCUUACUACGACGUAA
Vespa velutina is the source of this 4026-nucleotide messenger RNA. It is a transcript of the gene sit, whose product is annotated as elongation of very long chain fatty acids protein AAEL008004. Gene Ontology annotation, cellular component: endoplasmic reticulum membrane. Gene Ontology annotation, biological process: fatty acid elongation, polyunsaturated fatty acid; very long-chain fatty acid biosynthetic process; sphingolipid biosynthetic process. Gene Ontology annotation, molecular function: fatty acid elongase activity. The coding region runs from base 2192 to 3145 and encodes 317 amino acids. Lineage: Eukaryota; Metazoa; Arthropoda; Insecta; Hymenoptera; Vespidae. The record is from RefSeq and is a predicted model, not a curated record. The transcript has 6 exons.